AUGUACGACCUUGUCGUAGUUGGUCAUGGCAUUGCCGGCCUCGCCGCUGCAGUAUCAGCUGCAGAAUUCUCGCCCUCGGCGCAGAUAGCCGUGCUAGAGCAUGCACCAGAGCAUGCGAGCGGUGGAAACUCACGCUGGAGCCCUGCCAACAUGCGAAUGCCAUCUGUCAAUGAGGUAUUACCAGGCUUCGUGGACGACAUGAUGGCUGCAAGCGGAAGUGGUGGCGACCGCGCGUAUUUCGAAAGGCUGGCUAGCCAGGCCCCUGAAGCCCUCCAAUGGCUCGAAAAGCAGGGGGUGCAGUUUCACGCCAUGGACUAUUUCUUGAAAUCUUGGCCUAACAGGAUCCAGCCUGUUGGCAAAGGUGCUGCCAUUGUCGAAGCCCUCAAGCAAUCAGCCAAAUCGAAGGGUGUCCAACUGGUGUAUAAUUGCCGUGCCCAGCGACUUCAUCUUGGCCCAGGACAGGCCACGAUUGAGGCAGCUGAUGGGCGACGAAUCAUUGCCCGGUCUGUUGUGCUCGCCAGUGGUGGGUUUCAAGGCAGUCCAGACAUGCUGCGUACUCAUCUUGGUCCUGGUGCGGAGACGUUGAGACCGAUAUCACCUGGGACGGCCUGGAACGCCGGCGGCGGCAUCCAGAUGGCGCUGGCCAACGGAGCCAAGGCCUCUGGCGAUUGGAACGGAAUGCACAGCGAGAUAAUCGACCCACGGAGCAGUCAGCCAGCGCCACUGGUCCUCAAUUACCCGUACGGGGUUGUGGUGAAUCAGGACGGAAAGCGGUUCGUAGAUGAAGGUGCUGGACUUGUGCAUGACACGUGGGAGCAUCUUUCCAGAACCAUACAUUUUGACACACCGGGCCGCUUAGCCUGGGCAAUUUGUGAUUCCAGAUUUUUUCAAUUGGAGGACCAUGAGGCAGCUAUCCGCUCCGAUAUGCCGCCGGUGACAGCGGACACGAUUUCUGGCCUGGCGGCACAGAUGGGGAUGCCGGAACAAGCGCUUCUGAACACAAUCUUAAACUACAAUGCAGCCUGUAACGUAAACAUGUCUGGCUUUACGGCGGGCCGGCUUGAUAAUCUUGCCACUACCUCAGGCUUGCAACCAUCGAAAUCGAACUGGGCUAGGCCGCUUGACGCUCCGCCGUAUACCGCAUUCCCCUUAGCCGCGGCCAUUGUCUACACUUUCGGCGGCAUUGCUACUGAUGUGGAAGCGCGCGUUCUUGGCCAGAGAGGCAUCAUUCCUAAUCUAUAUGCUGCAGGUGAGAUUACUGGCCAUUUCUACGAGAAGGCUCCAAAUGCAGUGGCCGUUAUGCGGGCACUCGUCUUUGGGCGUAUUGCUGGCCUCCAUGCCAUAAGCUCCCAUUAG
Messenger RNA from Fusarium pseudograminearum CS3096, 1356 nucleotides. RefSeq lists its product as uncharacterized. The record is from RefSeq and is a predicted model, not a curated record. The coding region runs from base 1 to 1356 and encodes 451 amino acids. The transcript has a single exon. Lineage: Eukaryota; Fungi; Ascomycota; Sordariomycetes; Hypocreales; Nectriaceae.